CGAGAGAAGGCGGGGCAGGAUUGCAGAAAGACCAUCCGAAACCCGAUCUCGGAAUUUCUGUUCGCAGCCUCUUAGGCAGGCCGGGGACGGGGCUGAAAUAGCCCAGGUCGGCCUGGACGGGCCUCGCCUUCCAAGAGUCUGCGCUGAUUGGCGGCGGUGGGAUCUCGAGGAGCCAAUCAGAAGUCAGGACUCUCGGUCCCGGACGAGGGGCGGACCCAGGAGCUGUGAGUCAGGCGAGACCUCCGAUGUAGAGCGCAAGACUGCGGCUAGAGUCCCUGGCUGCUGGAGAGCGGGAGUCACCUCAGGACCUCGGGUCGUUGCGGAAAUAAUGUCAACUGGAGAUGGUCAGCAAUCACAGGCUCUUACCAAACCCACUUUCAGUGAGGUACAAGCCUCUGCAUUAGUGGAAUCGGUAUUUGGAUUAAAAGUUUCCAAGAUCCAGCCACUUCCUAGCUAUGAUGACCAAAACUUUCAUGUAUGCAUUUCAAGAACCAAAGACACUACAGAUGGCCCAAACGAGUAUGUCCUCAAAAUAAGCAACAGCGAGUCAAGCAAAACUCCAGACCUGAUUGAAGUGCAGAGUCACAUCAUCAUAUUUCUGAGAGCGGCUGGAUUUCCAACGGCCUCCGUGUGUCGUACUAAAGGAGACAACAUAACCUCUCUCAUGUCAGUAGAUAGCGGCUCUGAAAUCAAAAGUUACUUGGUGAGGCUGCUGACUUAUCUCCCAGGAAGACCUAUAGCUGAGAUUCCCAUCAGCCCCCAGCUAUUAUAUGAAAUUGGAAGGGUAGCUGCCAAAUUGGAUAAAACACUGGAGAAAUUCCAUCACCCAAAGUUAAGUAGUCUUCAUCGGGAGAACUUCAUCUGGAAUCUGAAAAAUGUUCCUCUUUUGGAGAAAUACCUGUAUGCCUUGGGCCAGAAUCGGAAUCGAGAGAUGGUUGAACAGGUUGUUCAGCUGUUCAAGGAUGAAGUAAUGACCAAAUUAAGUCAUUUUCGAGAAUGUAUCAAUCAUGGAGAUCUUAACGACCAUAACAUUUUAAUAGAGUCCAGCAAGUCAGCCUUUGGAGAUGCUGUAUAUCAAGUGUCUGGGAUUUUAGAUUUUGAUGACAUGAGCUAUGGCUACUAUGUGUUUGAAGUGGCAAUCACCAUCAUGUACAUGAUGAUUGAAAGCAAGACUCCUAUACAAGUAGGAGGUCAUGUCCUUGCAGGGUUUGAAAGUAUAGUCCCACUGACACCUGUGGAGAGGGGUGCUUUGUUUCUACUUGUAUGCGGUCGUUUUUGUCAGUCACUUGUCUUAGCUGCACACUCUUGCCAGCUAUACCCAGAGAACGAAGAGUAUCUCAUGAUUACUGCAAAAACUGGGUGGAAGCACUUGCAGCAAAUGUUUGACAUGGGUCAGAAAGCUGUAGAAGAAAUCUGGUUUGAAACUGCCAAGUCCUAUGAAUCUGGGAUCUCCAUGUGACCAGAUAAAAAUUCACACUAACUUGGGUAAUUAAAAACCAAUAGGAUCAAAUCUAAUUCCAUAAAGGGUUUCCCUGCAUAGUUAAAGAUGAAUUGAUGAAACAUUGCAAUGCACAUGAAACCACUAAGGUCUUCUAGCAAUUUCAUGACCAUUUUUUAAACCUAAGAAAGUACUACAUGAACAAGCAUGUCUUUCUAUGGGUCUCACUUGCCUUGUGUAUCAAAUGUGUAGAGUGAUAUUCUGAAUCAGAUAAUCUCUCAAGGUCUGUUGCAGCCCUGAGAUCAAUGAUUUUUUUAAACUUUGAAAGGAAUAUAUAUGUAUAGACAUAUUCACAUAUUUUAAAUAAGUGGAUGUAACACGCAGACCUAGUUAACAUAUCACCAACUCUAUGAAGCCUUCUCCCAUCUCUUUGUUGUCCAGAAUCCCAUUGUACCCUGUCUUCUGUAUGGCACAUCACUUGGUAUCAUGGAUGAUGGCUGUGUAGUCAUCUAGCCUAAGAGCUAUUUGAGGGCAAAAACUAUGUAAAACUUUUUUUGUCUUUCAUCCCUUCUUACACCCGGUAUAGUGCCUUUCCCAUGGUCUUUAAAAAUAUUUACAAAAUUAAUGUAUCCUAGAAGAAAGGCUGGAGAAAAUAAGGCACACAUAAUGCCUUAGGAGGAAACACAGAUGGUAUUCAUAAGAGAAAGCUUUAACUUGUUUGAGAGAGCAGUUGAAACUGUAACUCCACAGAUAGAUGCCAGAACUCACUGGAACUUCAAGGAAGCAAAUAACACACCCAGGCAAGGCCACUAACUCCUGAAGUACUGAAAUAGUUUUCACAUCGAUACUAAGAAAGACCCUAAGCGGAUAUUUUUAAAUUCUCUACAAUUUAUGUUUCUUUUCUUAUGAAUAUGUAACAUUGAAGAACAUAGCUCACAUGUACUUGACUUUAAUCAUACCACUGUAUUUCCUUCACUGAUUUCUCUUCAUGUCCCCCUUAGUAUGAUAUAGUAAAUAGCUGUUUACUUCUUGUCAUUUUAACCCUCCAUUCUCUACAGAUGACUCAAGUCUAGAACCCUGGCCAUUCAAACACCUUCUCAGUAGUUAUCUCUUUCAAUAUAAAUGAGAACACAUUGAUUCUGUAUCUCUCCAUCUAAUGACCUACCUAUAGAGUUAUCUAUACUCCCCAAACUAGGUCUCUCUCUGAAUUUUCUUGUAUCAUUCUUAUAUUCACCUUUAACUUCUCUGCACCUCAAUUUCCUUAUCUGUAAAGGUGAAGUAGUACCUAUCUUAUAGUGCCUGUAGUACCUCAUAGAGUUAGUUGUGAGGAUUUCUUAGAAAUUAAUGCAAAGUUCUUAGCACAGGGCUUGGCACAUAGAAAAGACUUAAUAAAUACUUACUAAAUGAAUGAACCAGGUUACCCAAACCCAAAAUAUUGGAGAAGUUUUCUUUUUGCCUCUCUCAUAUCCAAUCAGUGAUCUGAUUCUUAGGAAUCAGAAUUUUAGAUCAGUAAACGAUGAUCAAAUCCCUGUCCUUCCUGCCUUACUGUUUAACAAUAUAUAAUAAAAACAAAUAUUUAUUGA
Molecule: messenger RNA, 3021 nt
Organism: Balaenoptera ricei (Rice's whale)
Lineage: Eukaryota; Metazoa; Chordata; Mammalia; Artiodactyla; Balaenopteridae
Gene: HYKK
Product: hydroxylysine kinase
Exons: 5
Coding region: 329-1459 (376 amino acids)
Molecular function (GO): amino acid kinase activity
Source: RefSeq, a predicted model, not a curated record